Pocillopora damicornis (cauliflower coral) is the source of this 1014-nucleotide messenger RNA. Its product is annotated as meiotic nuclear division protein 1 homolog. Gene Ontology annotation, molecular function: double-stranded DNA binding. Lineage: Eukaryota; Metazoa; Cnidaria; Anthozoa; Scleractinia; Pocilloporidae. Gene Ontology annotation, cellular component: nucleus. Gene Ontology annotation, biological process: reciprocal meiotic recombination. The record is from RefSeq and is a predicted model, not a curated record.
GCCAUAUUGAAUAAAGCAAGAAAUCGCUACUGAGUUUUGUCAGACAUUUUUUCGUGGGAAAAUGUCAAAAAAGCGUGGGUUGAGUUUGGAAGAGAAGAGAACACGAAUGUUGGAGCUUUUCUUUGAAAGGAAGGAAUUUUUUCUACUCAAGGAGUUGGAGAAAAUCGCUCCAAAAGAGAAAGGCAUUACUUCCAUGUCUGUCAAGGAAGUUGUACAAAGCUUGGUGGAUGACAAUCUAGUGGAUACUGAUAAAAUUGGUACCUCUGUUUAUUUCUGGGCCUAUCCAAGCAAAGCAAUACAUACAAGACAACAAAAACUGACACAACUUACAGAGCAAGUCAAUGAGUGUGAAAAGAAAAUUGCCUCUACAACAAAACUACUAAAGCAAGCAGGCAGUGGCAGAGAACAGUCUGAUGAAAGAAAUUUGAUUCUUGAAGAGCUGACUCAAAAAGAAAAACUUUGUAAAGAACUGGAACAAGAGCUUGAGAGAUAUCGUGAAUGUGACCCAGAAGUGCUAGAAAACUUACAAAAGGAAACACUGAUGUCGAAGGAAGGUACCAAUCGCUGGACUGACAACGUGUUUACAAUCAAAUCCUGGUGUGAACGCAAGUUUGGGCUGGAAAAGAAAAUGAUCGACAAAAGCUUUGGAAUUCCAGAAGACUUUGAUUAUGUGGAAUAGACAACAAGACAUCCAAGUUUGUACUUGAUGUUAGUUUACUGAGCAUUAUUACUUCAAUGGAUCUUUUAAGUUUUUCCUCUGGUUAUUCUCAGACCUGGAAAUGGCACUCUGCCAGUCAACCCACUGCAGUUCUUGGUAACAUAUAUUAGCAAACUGUAAUUCCUUUCUACUACUGUAAUUUCUUAGGAGCAGUUUUCCAUUUUACUUUGAUAUCAAUUACCGUAGUUUAUACCAGCUUCCAGCCAUGUCAUCCAGCCAUAUAUUCUGAUAGAACCUCUUUUCAAGGUGGUACUAAUAAGACUUUUCGUAUGGAAAAUAAGUAUAGCAUUAACAUU